GAUUAGAUUUCUGUGAUCUAACAUAACCUAACAUUGUGAAAUGUAGAAUGAAUAUUCUAUUCCUAAUUAUAUGACAAAUUAAAGUAUAAACAAACUUAUAGAGCGGAUAUCCUAAGUAAAACAUCAGAAAAAACAUUAAAUAUGUCCGCAAUUAUGCGAAAAGUAAUUAAUCCUGUUAGCAUUCAACAAAAAAUAAAAGGUACAAUAUGGGAGAAAUGGAUGUUUUAUUGGAAAAGUGUCAUAAAGGAUUACAAGGAUGUUGCAAUAGGUUUGAAGGAAGAAGCAAAACAAAAACCAAUAAAAGCAGCUGCAAUUACAACUGGAAUCGCAUUUGCUAGUAUAUGUGCAAAAACAAAUCCCGACCUGAAGAGUUUCCGAUCAAAACAAAUUCAAAGUGUUAUUGACCUUUCUUUGGUUCCUUCAACUGUGGCGAAUCCUACAUCUUUAGAACAUUUGAAAUAUUUAGAAAAAUGCUUCAAUGCUGACUUGAUUCGACAUAGAAGUUUUGGAUUAUUUUCUCUCAUUUGGGUAGACACAUCUAGUGAUAAGUGUAAAAAUUAUGAGAGUACCUGUGAUUACACAAAUUGGAGAUACAUAAACUUCCAUAAACAAAUAACAGAUGUAGGAUUUCUUGGUAUUUGGUGGGUGAUUUCCAGGAAAAUGCUCGAUUAUGAUAUAAAUUAUUAACAAGAAAGUGUAAAUAAAACUUACCUUAACUAGUUCAUUA
Harmonia axyridis is the source of this 727-nucleotide messenger RNA. RefSeq names its product mitochondrial import inner membrane translocase subunit Tim29. Gene Ontology annotation, biological process: protein insertion into mitochondrial inner membrane. Lineage: Eukaryota; Metazoa; Arthropoda; Insecta; Coleoptera; Coccinellidae. Gene Ontology annotation, cellular component: TIM22 mitochondrial import inner membrane insertion complex. The record is from RefSeq and is a predicted model, not a curated record. The transcript has a single exon. Bases 142 to 687 code for a protein of 181 amino acids.